Molecule: messenger RNA, 1910 nt
Organism: Peromyscus maniculatus bairdii (prairie deer mouse)
Lineage: Eukaryota; Metazoa; Chordata; Mammalia; Rodentia; Cricetidae
Gene: Bbox1
Product: gamma-butyrobetaine hydroxylase 1
Biological process (GO): carnitine biosynthetic process
Cellular component (GO): mitochondrion
Molecular function (GO): iron ion binding; gamma-butyrobetaine dioxygenase activity
Source: RefSeq, a predicted model, not a curated record
AACCAAGUAUCUUCAGACGAGCCUGAGGCUCUCUAGCUGCUACUAUUUACUCCAGACAAAACUGGACAAAGGGAGAAUAUCUAGCAAAGGAAGUCCAAUCCCAGCCUUUAGAGCAGACCUGUACAAAGAUCUUUCUUAAAAACAUUUCUGUUGGAAUAUUCAAUGACCAAGUAGACGCUACUGCGCCUGUGCUCAGGUGAGAGCCGACAGCUCCUCCCUGCUAAAUGCAUAGGUUUCUUCUCCAAGUGAGUUUUGCAAUAGAAGAGCUGUCACUGUGAACAGGUGGAAACGAAGUAAAAGCGCCUGUCUGCUUGUUCCUGUUGCUGCAGCUGGCUCAGGCACAGGAGAAAAGACAGCAGGGAGCUGGUAGGAUUUAUCUUCAAAGACCAGAAACAUGCACUGUGCCAUCCUAAAGGCGGAAGCAGUGGAUGGGGCUCAUCUGAUGCAGAUCUUCUGGCAUGAUGGGGCAGAGUCCCUCUACCCAUCAGUAUGGCUGAGAGACAACUGCCAGUGUUCUGAAUGCUACCUGCAUUCUGCAAAAGCUCGGAAACUUCUCCUGGAAGCUCUCGAUGUGAACAUUAGAAUCAAAGACUUGACAUUUGACCGGAAAAAGGUUUAUAUCACAUGGCCCAAUGAGCAUUACAGUGAAUUCGAAGCGAACUGGCUGAAGAAAAGAUGUUUUUCCCAACAGGCCAGAGCAAGACUCCAAGAAGAAUUGUUCUUACCAGAAUGUGAGUACUGGGGCUCAGAGCUUCAGAUGCCUACUCUGAACUUCGAAGAUGUGUUAAAAGAUGAUGAGCAUGCAUACAAAUGGCUGUCCAGCCUCAAGAAAGUAGGCAUUGUGAGACUCGUCGGAGCAGCUGACAAACACGGAGAGAUCACCAAACUUGGAAAAAGGAUUGGCUUCUUGUACCUCACAUUCUAUGGACACACUUGGCAAGUGCAGGACAAAAUUGAUGCCAACAAUGUGGCUUAUACAACUGGGAAGCUCAGCUUCCACACUGACUACCCAGCUCUCCAUCAUCCACCUGGGGUUCAGCUUCUGCACUGUAUAAAGCAAACAGUCACAGGAGGUGAUUCUGAAAUUGUAGAUGGGUUUAAUGUAUGCCAAAAGCUCAAGGAGAAGAAUCCUCAGGCAUUCCACAUUCUGUCCUCCACCUUCGUGGAUUUUACAGACAUUGGAGUGGAUUACUGUGAUUUCUCUGUUCAAUCUAAACACAAGAUUAUAGAGUUGGAUGAUAAAGGCCAAGUGAUUCGCAUCAACUUCAAUAAUGCAACCAGAGAUACGGUCUUCGAUGUCCCCAUUGAAAGAGUUCAGCCUUUCUAUUCUGCUCUGAAAGAGUUUGUGGACCUCAUGAGCAGCAAAGAAUACAAGUACACUUUCAAGAUGAAUCCAGGUGAUGUGAUUAUCUUUGACAACUGGCGCUUGCUCCAUGGACGUCGUAGCUAUGAGGCAGGAACUGAGAUAUCCCGCCAUCUGGAAGGAGCUUAUGCUGACUGGGAUGUAGUAAUGUCAAGGCUUCGUAUUCUAAGACAGAGGGUCAAGAAUGGGAUCUAAAUUUCCUGACCUUAGAUUUUAGUGCAAGGUCAAUGACUGAAUGUUACUAGUUAUAACCUGGUUAUUCGUUUAUUGUAAUCAACAUCAUUUACAUGUUAAUUUAAAACUGAACAUGCGAUUUCUCUCAUCAGAGUAUUCUUCCUUGGAAUCACAUUCAAUGUCAACUUGUUAGAUGUCAUGAUAGGGGGCCGUUUUAAAGCAUCCCUUCUGUGGGAUGUGUGUUCUGACUUCUUUUGCUUUCAAGGGUGUCACCAGAACACCUGCAGAUAGUUUAGUAUCAAACAACUCUUUCUGACAAAUAAAGCUUUAUAUAUAUACAGCUUGUGUUUUAAAUAAAAGGUGCUAAAACAUG